This is a messenger RNA of Centruroides sculpturatus (bark scorpion), 2775 nucleotides long. RefSeq lists its product as uncharacterized. Gene Ontology annotation, molecular function: cell adhesion molecule binding. Gene Ontology annotation, biological process: extracellular matrix organization; cell adhesion. The coding region runs from base 174 to 2441 and encodes 755 amino acids. Lineage: Eukaryota; Metazoa; Arthropoda; Arachnida; Scorpiones; Buthidae. The record is from RefSeq and is a predicted model, not a curated record. Gene Ontology annotation, cellular component: extracellular matrix. The transcript is spliced from 7 exons.
CGUAAUUCGCUUUUAUUUAUUAAAUGUCUAUUGUUAUUUUGUAGUGCGUUAUUUGUCGUAUUAGUGAGUUUAGAACGGAGGAAGAGGAAGUGUUUGUUUGUUAGAAAAAAAAACAAAAUAGCAAUCUUGUUUGUCACGUGAUCGGGUAUCCUUUAUAAAAGAGAUGACCUGGGAUGGACGGCGAGUUAGAAAUGAGAACGGAGAAGUUUGGAGUGGUUCUGCUGGUGUUUGUUGGUCACGCGUGGUGUAGGCAAUCGGAUGAAGACGAUACCAGGAGCGUACGAGUUAAUUACGGAGGAUGGAGACCCAUUAGGGGGAGGAAUCAUUACGCUAGGAAGCUGAACGACUCGAAAAUCGACCCCUCUCAAAGAAACUUAUACGUUGUAGUGCCGAGUGAAUUAGUUAACGCCGCGAAGGAGCCUGUUAGAGAGCAGCCAAAACACCAUCAAGAAGAUUAUCACGCGGCAGAAUCUCAAGUUAAGCAACUGAGAGCGUUGGAUGCCGAACCGUUCCCCGUUUCGGAACCCAUUACAGAUUUGAGGACUUUCAUUGGUGCUAAAUUCGAAGACCAGCACGUGCAAGAAUCUCAACAAAGUGAAGUCUUUCAUCAAACUAUUUUUCCUGGUAAACCACCACCGUUUAAUGGAGAACGAACCAAACUUCAUAAUAAUCACCCCGGUCAGAAAGAAGGAAACGAUCCAACGUUUGAAAUCAGUCAUCAAGGUGUAUUGCAGUUAAAACCCAUCGGUAUUAUUCCUAAUUUUCCAAAUACGGGACAUUUUCAACACGCGGAAGAUCUUAAUGUUCAAGAGAAUAAUCUUCACGGUUUAAGAGGAUUUAAACAAGAAGGAGUGGAAGUGGCACAGGAGCAACGUCCUCAUCCCAAUUUCCACAAAAAUGACCAUCACUUUGGAUUAAGAAUACGUAAUCAGGAGACAAAAUUAGUAGAGGAGAAGUUUAAACAACAGAAUUUUGCAGAUAACUCUGAGAGAAUUCAUCCUAACGCUGAAGGAUACGAAAAUAUUGAGUAUUUUGAAGGUCAUUCAAGUGUCCAUUCAAGUGAAAAGCGUUUACCUCCUAAACGCUAUCAUCCCUCAAUUCGUCCCAACUCUGCCAACCAGCAACUGUUUCAAUCUAACAAUGAACACCAAUCAUCUGUAGUUACUAACAUAGGUCAACAACCAUCUGUCGUUAAUGAUAGAGAGCAUCAAUCAUCUGUCCAUUUCCAGAAAACACUCAGCAGUCAGUUACAUUUUGGAGAAAAUACAGAACCGAAGGACCACUACGAGAAAGGCGAAACGCGAUUUAUUUCGCAGAUCGACAAAACUGUAAAUGCUCAUCCUUCUUCUCGUCCUUAUCCGUCCAGAGGCACAUAUUUUCCACCAUUAAUAAACCCGAACAUCAAUGUAGAGCCGAAUAACGCCGUGCCUUUUCAGCCUUCUUUUAGACCUUCCGUCGGCCCAGCCGUUCCUCAUGGUAUAAGACAAGAAUUUGUUUCUGCUCCUCAACCUCCGCAACAACCAUUGCCGAACUGUGCACCAAGGAUUAGCAACGAAAACCAUAAUCUUGAAAAUUCUUUAGAAGAGAUCACUGAACGAUACGAUGCAAACUUGCUGUUUCAACACGUUCCUCUUUCUCAAAAUGGAUUACUGCGAUUAAUAUCAGCUGGAGGCCCGUAUACUUUAUUCCUACCAUCAAACGAAGUAAUUUUGCGUUUGCCACAACCACUUUUACAAAAAUGGAAAAGAAAUCCUCAGGCAUUGAUGUUUAUUCUUCUAAAUCAUGCCGUUCAUGGAAGAGUUACACUUUCAGAUCUGCGUGAGAAAAGACUCGUGGAGUCCAAAUCAAACAAUGCACUCUUAUUUAUUAACGAUUACAGGAACGAAACAGUUACUAUCAACGGAAGAAGGAUAAUAACAGCUGAUAUACCAGGUCCACACGGAGGUGCCAUACAUAUAAUUGAUGGAAUUCUUCAUCCGCCGGCCGAUAAAGACAUAAUAGAUACCAUCACGGUCUGUGAUAGAUUUGAUGGUUUCCUUACUUUAGCAGAUGCUGCUGACGUUACGGGAUAUUUACGUGGAGCGGGACCAUUCACUCUAUUUUUACCAAGCAAUGAUGCUCUGAUGAAGAUCGAAAAAGAGGACAUGGACAUUCUUAAAUCUAACAUCACUGCUCUUAGAGAAUUUCUCCUGUAUCAUAUUCUGGAAGGUGUAUAUUAUGGCGGCGACUUACUCGAUGGUCAAUAUUUACAAACUGCAUACCAAGAGCAUUCAGUUAAAGCUGGAAUUAGGGUCGAUGGUUGCUACAGGCGUUUUGCCGAAGUCAACAACUCUCCAGUGUAUCGUGCAGAUAUUCCAGCAAGAAACGGUGUAGUUCACGUUAUAGAUUGGGUUAUAAGACCCACGGAUUUAGACUGGUGCGAAGGAAUGGUAUUGCCAUGAAGAAGCAAUGACUUCAAUUACGAACUCAGGGACAAAUAGCAAUUCGAUAACAUUAACAUAGGCUAAUUUUUAUUUUAUAAUAAAAUGUUUAUAUAGAUUUUGCAACCAAUUUUUCAGGCCUAUGGCAAUUUGUGUUCAGUUAUCGAUUUUAACAGUUACGAAAUACUUUUUUACAAUCUUGUUCUUAUUUAAAUGAGAGAAAAUCAAGUUUAAUUACUUUCCUUGUUUUCAAAUAAGUUAACAUAAACUUUAAACUUUUUCAUGUUUUACUCAGAUAAUUGUCAUUGGAACACUUUUUAUUAAAAUUAUCGCUCUUUAUUAUUAUUUAUAUGUU